AUGGGCAGUCAUUUCCGCAGUUACAUCUGGGACCCGGUCCUCAUUUUGUCUCAGAUUGUGUUGAUGCAAUGCAUCUACUACAGCUUCCUGGGUUUGUGGCUGGCUGUUGUGGACAGUCUUGUACAAACCAACAGAUCAUUGGACCAGAUCUUCAGUUAUGAGGUUCUUGGAUUUGCAACAAUGCAGGGCAGACUCUCAAUGAUGGCGUUCAUCUUGAACUCACUUACCUGUGCCCUGGGCCUGUUGUUCUUUAUCCGCCGAGGGAAGCAGUGUCUGGACUUCACUAUCACCGUGCACUUCUUCCACAUGAUAGGCUGUUGGCUCUACAAUGCCCACCUCCCGGCGGCCCUGUCCUGGUGGCUGGUCAACGUGGCCUGCAUGGCUCUGAUGGCGGUGAUUGGAGAGUACCUAUGCAUGCGGACUGAGCUCAGGGCCAUCCCAGUCAACAGUGGACCUAAGUCUAACCUUUGACUGCUGACCACCUGACCUGACCCCACUCUGUGACUCUGGCUCAUUCCCUGUGAACUGUUCACUGACCGUAUUCUGCCCAGUAUGAUGUAGGGUAUGACAUUUGUGCCCAAAGACUUGGUGGGACUGGGAUGUCAGCUGCUAUAACGCAGUAGUUGGAUCUAGAGACAGAGAUGCUCCAAGUUGGAACAUUGCACACCUCUCAAUAGAUUCAAGGACUUGGAAAUGAACUGAAAUGGUGCUGGUUGCUGUAUUUAUUUGUAAACAUAUACUACCUGUCUAACAGUGAAUGCUAACUUUUUCCUCGACCCACUAAUAUAUCACUUGCUUUGAGACAGUUCGAAGCAGAGAUUAGUUUGUCCUACAAAGAGCUUAAUGGUUUCAUGAUUUGAUUAAAUAAUGAUGAUAUCACAUGAUUGUGGCAAAAUGAUUGUCAUGCACAUGCUUUCGGUUAUGUCCUUUCCAGUUGAGAAAAAUAAAAACGAUAACAAACUA
Molecule: messenger RNA, 963 nt
Organism: Oncorhynchus nerka (sockeye salmon)
Lineage: Eukaryota; Metazoa; Chordata; Actinopteri; Salmoniformes; Salmonidae
Product: protein SYS1 homolog
Exons: 3
Coding region: 1-471 (156 amino acids)
Biological process (GO): Golgi to endosome transport; protein localization to Golgi apparatus; Golgi to plasma membrane protein transport
Cellular component (GO): trans-Golgi network; Golgi membrane
Source: RefSeq, a predicted model, not a curated record